GUGGCGGUAAAACUUCAUGAAACAAGAUGGCUGCACCAACAUGAAAACCAGGAACUAGCUAACUCUGUCUGCUCCUCUGUUCUGAACGAUGGAGCGCACCACAAGUGAAUCCCCUCAAAAAACAUUUACCUGCCACUUGUGUGGGUUGAGUAGCCCUUUUACAUACCACGGCCAGAAACCACCAAACACCAGAGCCAUUGUGUUGCUUGAGGAGUGUUUUGUGACCAGGGACCCCUUCAGUCCGGACAAGGAAAAGUUUCUUGUUUUGGGCUCUAACUGUAGCCUGUGCAACACGUGUGUCUGUGUUGGAUCGGACUGCAGUAUUUUCUACACCAAGAGGUUCUGCAUGCGGUGUGUGAACAAGCACUUGGACCAGUUCCCCCAUCAGAUUCAGGCCGAGCUGGCCAAGAAGAAGCAGAGCUCCAAGGCUGCUGUCUCAUGACAUUGGAAAAGAGGUCCAUAACCUGCUCAAUGAUAGAAGACAAAUGGUUGAAUGCUUAUAUAAAGAGUCCCAGAUGUGUCAGAUUUAUCAAACCCAUACAGGACCAAACUGCAAAAACACCGUACCAAAAAGUCAAAACAUCCUGUAAUUUAUUAGCAUAGCUCUCGCUUAUUAUUAGUUUGGUGGAAAAUGAACACCACGCAUCAGAAAAAUACUGGUUCAUGUUUGUGGCCAGCAAUGUUAGGCUGCUGUAUUAGCCUACGGGGUGUUAUUUGUUUGUCGUUUAUUUGCUGAGUUGUAUAGAAGGAAGCAACGGGUGUGACUAGAGUUGCCGGAUCUCCUGUUGUGGUUGCAAGCUCAGGAUCGGACCCGCUGGUUUGCAGCAGUUAAAAAUGGCUACAUUUUCAAAUUUUUAUUGACGGGAACACAUUUCCUCAUAAAUAUGGAGGAAGAGCAUUAAACUUACUGCUAAUAUCUGUUUUUCCCGCCCAAUUCAGCAACAAUUCUCAACAAUAUUAUUAUAAUUGUGUGUCUCAAAUGAAGAUGUGGAAUUAAUAAGAUUUCUCAAGCCCAGUUUCUGGAAAGAUUGAUAAGAUACAUAUACAAUUUGUCUUUGAUGAAUUGUGCAAUGCUUUAUUACUCAUUUUUAUGAGAAAACACAUUUUAUUACUUUUCAGUGACAGAUUGUAACUAACAUUUAUAUGAGUAAUUCUCUAACUGCAGACACAUGUUUGUGUUGACGCUGACACCUGCUUUUUAAGAGUGCAUCAUUGUUCUCUGUCAUUUCUGUCUCCAUGGUCAGAGGGAUCGAUGUUGACUUCUGUGGAGUCCAACACUUUUUGCCUGUGUUAUCUUAAACUAUAAACAGAUACAUACUAUGA
This is a messenger RNA of Micropterus dolomieu (smallmouth bass), 1323 nucleotides long. It is a transcript of the gene cdpf1, whose product is annotated as cysteine rich DPF motif domain containing 1. Bases 89 to 442 code for a protein of 117 amino acids. NCBI's taxonomy places the organism in Eukaryota, Metazoa, Chordata, Actinopteri, Centrarchiformes, Centrarchidae. The transcript has 3 exons. The record is from RefSeq and is a predicted model, not a curated record.